GUCACUUCCUUCCUGGAUGCAGUUUUCUGGACGAGUCUGGCUACUUUUAAUCCCACCGGCCGGCCACAGGGAGCCACUUUCUCCUCCUCCUCCUUCGCUUCCUCCACCUUCCUCCUCCUCUUUCUCCUCCUCCUCUUCCAGCGGCUUCGGUGCGCGCGCGAAAGCGCGAUCCCGUGCGCGCCUCCCCCUCGCUCUCCCCCCUCCCGCUCGCGCACACACGCACACUUCGUCUCCAGCUCUCUGCUCGCUCGGCUCGCAGUCACAGACACUUGAGCACACGCGUACACCCAGACAUCUUCGGGCUGCUAUUGGAUUGACUUUGAAGGUUCUGUGUGGGUCGCCGUGCCUGCAGCUUUGAAUCAGGUGGAGAAGCACUUCAAGGCUGGAUGAAGUAAAGAUUAUUGUUAUUUUUUUUCUCUUUCUCUUCCUCUUUUAAGAAAGGAAAAUAUUCCAAGGACUAAUCUGGUCGAGUCUUCCUUCAUGAACGAAUGCGAGGAAUUGGGAACUGAGCUGUGCACGUGCUGAAGAAGGAAACUUGUGUGAAGGAGACAGGAAAGAGAAAGAAAAGGAAGGAAAAAAUACAUAAUUUCAGGAACGAGAGAGAAAAGAAACACGGGGGCCAUGGGGAGAAAAAAGAUUCAGAUCACGAGGAUUAUGGAUGAGCGUAACAGGCAGGUGACAUUUACGAAGAGGAAAUUUGGGUUGAUGAAGAAGGCUUACGAGCUGAGCGUGCUGUGUGACUGUGAGAUUGCACUGAUCAUCUUCAACAGUACCAACAAGCUGUUCCAGUACGCCAGCACCGACAUGGACAAGGUACUGCUCAAGUACACGGAGUACAAUGAGCCUCACGAGAGCCGGACGAACUCUGACAUCGUGGAGACAUUGAGAAAGAAGGGCCUUAAUGGCUGUGACAGCCCAGAUCCCGAUGCGGACGAUUCAGUAGGUCACAGCCCUGAGUCUGAGGACAAGUACAGAAAAAUUAACGAAGAUAUUGAUCUAAUGAUCAGCAGGCAAAGAUUGUGUGCUGUUCCACCUCCCAACUUUGAGAUGCCGGUUUCCAUCCCCGUGUCCAGCCAUAACAGUUUGGUAUACAGCAACCCUGUCAGCUCACUGGGAAACCCCAACCUUCUGCCACUGGCUCACCCUUCUCUGCAGAGGAAUAGUAUGUCUCCUGGUGUAACACACAGACCUCCGAGUGCAGGUAACACAGGUGGUCUGAUGGGUGGAGACCUCACAUCCGGUGCAGGCACCAGCGCAGGGAAUGGAUAUGGCAACCCCCGAAACUCACCAGGUCUGCUGGUCUCACCUGGUAACUUGAACAAGAAUAUCCAAGCCAAAUCUCCUCCCCCUAUGAAUCUAGGGAUGAAUAACCGGAAGCCAGAUCUCCGAGUUCUUAUCCCACCGGGCAGCAAGAACACCAUGCCAUCAGUGUCUGAGGAUGUGGACCUGCUGUUGAAUCAAAGGAUAAAUAACUCCCAGUCGGCUCAGUCAUUGGCUACCCCAGUGGUUUCCGUAGCAACUCCUACUUUACCAGGACAAGGGAUGGGAGGCUAUCCAUCAGCCAUUUCAACAACAUACGGUACUGAGUACUCGCUGAGCAGUGCAGACCUGUCGACUCUGUCUGGCUUCAACACUGCCAGUGCACUUCACCUCGGCUCAGUAACUGGCUGGCAGCAGCAGCACCUACAUAGCAUGCCACCAUCUGCCCUCAGCCAGUUGGGAGCUUGCACUAGCACUCAUUUAUCUCAGAGUUCAAAUCUCUCCCUGCCUUCUACUCAAAGCCUCAACAUCAAGUCAGAACCUGUUUCUCCUCCUAGAGACCGUACCACCACCCCUUCGAGAUACCCACAACACACGCGCCACGAGGCGGGGAGGUCUCCUGUUGACAGCUUGAGCAGCUGUAGCAGUUCCUACGACGGGAGCGACCGAGAGGAUCACCGGAACGAAUUCCACUCCCCCAUUGGACUCACCAGACCUUCGCCGGACGAAAGGGAAAGCCCCUCAGUCAAGCGCAUGCGGCUCUCUGAAGGAUGGGCGACAUGAUCACAUUAUUACUUAAUAGUUUUUUUUUUUUCUUGCAGUGUGUGUGUGUGCUAUACCUUAAUGGGGAAGGGGGGUCGAUAUGCAUUAUAUGUGCCGUGUGUGGAAAAACAAAAAACAAAAAAAACGUCAGGUACUCUGUUUUGUAAAAGUACUUUUAAAUUGCCUCAGUGAUACAGUAUAAAGAUAAACAGAAAUGCUGAGAUAAGCUUAGCACUUGAGUUGUACAACAGAACACUUGUACAAAAUAGAUUUUAAGGCUAACUUCUCUUCACUGUUGUGCUCCUUUGCAAAAUGUAUGUUACAAUAGAUAGUGUCAUGUUGCAGGGUCAACGUUAUUUACAUGUAAAUAGACAAAAGGAAGCAUUUGCCAAAAGCGGCAGAUCUUUACUGAAAGAGAGCAGCUGUUAUGCAACAUAUAGAAAAAUGUAUAGACGUUUGGACAGACCCGGCAAGGGGUGGCCAUUGGUAAGUGUUAGGAACAUGCCUGGUCACCUGACAUCCCGAGGAUGCUCACAAACCUGCAGGCAUUUCAUUGGCGUAUGGCACUCAUUCAAAAGGAUCAGAAACCAUUCAAAGAGGACCAUACCUACUUUAAAAGAAAAGAAAAGAAAAAAAGCAAAAACAAAAACAAAAAAAAAACAAAAACAAAACAAAAAAAAGCAGUGUGGCGUUUGAGAGCUAACGUAUUUAAUUAAAUAAAUAAAUCUGGGUCUGCAUCUCUUAUUAAAUAAAAAAUAUAAAAAUAUGUACAUUACAUUUUGCUUAUUUUCAUAUAAAAGGUAAGAAAGAGUUUGCAAAGCAUUUGUGGCUUUUUGUAGUUUACUUAAGCCAAAAUGUGUUUUUUCCCUCAAUAGCUUCGCUAAUAUUUUAAACAGUCCUGUAAAAACCCACAGAGGACUUUUUGUAUAGGAAGCACUACCCUAAGCCAUGAGGAACUCCAUGCUUUGCUAACAAGAUAACUGUUUUCUCUUUGUAGAAGUUUUGUUUUUGAAAUGUGUAUUUCUAAUUAUAUAAAAUAUUAAGAAUCUUUUAAAAAAUCUGUGAAAUUAACAUGCUUGUGUAUAGCUUUCUAAUAUAUAUAAUAUUAUGGUAAUGGCAGAAGUUUUGUUUUCUUAAUAGCGGGAGGGGGGCAUAUUUGUGCAGUUGCACAUUUGAGUAACUAUUUUCUUUCUGAUUUCUUUUACUCUGCAUACAUUUUAUAAGUUCAAGGUCAGCUGUCAAAAGGAUAACCUGUGGGGUUAGAACAUAUUACAUUGCAACAUCCUAAAUUGUUUUUGAACCGUCAACAAAUUAUUGGGUCAACUGACAUCCAUUGUAUAUACUAAUUGGUUUCUUUCAAACUAUUUUUUUUUUUUUUUUGCAUUUUAUCAAAAGCAGGGCCCCUUUCAGAUCUCUCCAUUUCACCACGCAUCUUGGAAUUCAGUAAGUUCAUAUCCUAACUUGCCCAUAUUCUAAAUUUACAUAGUUCAUGUUCAGCCUUGAAUUUGAUGUUUCUUAGAAAUAUGCCCAGAGUAAGAAGCUGUGUUGGGUCACAUGUCCUGCAAGUUGGGCCCUAGAAACAAGAGAUGUGAGUUUACUUGGUGGAUAAGUUACAGAUUUCUGUAGAGGAAAAAUGUGAAGGACUGGGUGCUAGAAAGGAGGGAACAGCUAAAGGGUAGUUACUUGUCAUCCCCCCUCGAGAUGUUAACUGACCCAUAACACUCUUGUCAGCAGUACAGGACUGUUGAGCAGCCUGGCGUGUCAGGACCCCCAAUGUCACUUCUGCAUAAAGCAUGUAUGUCAUCUAUUUUUCCUUCAAUAAAGAGAUUUAAUAGCCAUUUCAAGAAAUCCCAUUAAAAAAACUUCUCUAUGUCCCUUUUUUUUUUAAUUUUCAAGAUAAUUUAACUCUUGUCUAAUAUUCGUGUGCAAGGGAUUAAUUUUCAGACCCUUUAAAAGUGAGUGCCAUAAAGAAUCAAUAUAUAGUGUUUAAGUGAUAUUUCAGGCGAGGAAAUUAUUUCCUUCUCUUGGAAUGUGAAGAUCUGUCGAUUCAUCUCCAGUCAUCAAUACUGACAAGCAGAGCAAAGAAUAUGGUAAUAUCAGUUCUGCUAGAUCAUGUGUAGGACAUGUUCAUCCAGUUUCUUUCUCUCCUUUUACCUGCUAUGCGUUUCUCACUGUAAAAGGCUGCCGCUGGGUGGCAGAGGCCAAAAGACCUUAUUAAUGAGGCUAUAUUUUUCUUAACUUGAUCUGCAAUCCAUAAUUAGACCACGAUGCACCUUUGAUUGUAUCCGUAUAGGAUGCUAGACUGCCUUGUAGUAAUGUUUUAUAUAUAAAAAACAAAAUAAAGACAUUGAUCAUUUCAUAUAUAUCCCACUACUAAAGGUAUCCAUGGAACAUGAAGACUAGUAUUUAUGCAGAGAAAAAAAACAGGAAAUCAUCCCUACAAAUAUGGUUAUCUAUAUACCUGUUCGAGUGUUUGUGUAUGCACACAAACAUGCACAUGAAGUGAAAAGGAAAAUGAGUCAUUACUUCACUCUAGACUUAAUUCCAUCCUGAUGAUUCAUGUUUAUAACUUAAUAUGUAUUAAAUAUGCAAGCAUAUCACAAAUGUUCAUUGUCAUUUCAAAAUGCAUUUGUUUAUCAGUAUCAAUAGAAUCUUGCCAGUGGGUGGGAAAGGGUCAUAUAAAAAUAUGAAGAAAUAGCCAUAUUGAAUUUUUACCUGCCAUUUGCCUCGGCAACAAAGCGAACAUGAGUUUCUAAUGCUAAAGACAGAGUACGCUAACGUGCCAGCAGAGGCCUCCGACAUUUAUAGCAGUUCUGACAGUAGUUUUUACAAACUCCAGAAGAACAGACUCACUUGAAAAUGGAUGCCAGCCCCUCCUUCCCACUACUGAUUUCAAAGCAGUAGCAGAUAGCGAAGGGAUAAUCUAAGAAUUUUUAAAGAGGAUUCAAUGAGAAGCACAAUUUUUAUUGUGGCCAGUUACAUUCUAUGAACAGUCACUGUCUGUCUAUCUUUACACUUCUGCCUUUUCUGUAACUCACCACUUACUGUAUCUGCAAAUCAAGUACGGUUUUUAAUCACAGAAAGUCCUUUGAAUCCCAAGGUCUGGGGCAGAGCUCUGAGGGAUUAUUAUUUGACAUUACCUGGCCUAGAGUAGCAUUUUAGACAACAUUCAUCAUUGCAAGUAGGAGAACUGUAAGUGGCGUCUCACACGGCUGCAAGUAUCGUUAUACCUAAUCCUGUUUUAAAAGAAUUUUGGUAACAGUAAGCUGAAAAAAUACUGGUAAUGGUGUUGCAGUCUAUAGGAGCUGCACAACCUGUACACUGUACACAUUGAUGUGUGGAGGCUGUUUAUUUCAACCUUUUUUAAAAUUGUGUUUUUUAGUAAAAUGGCUUAUUUUUUCCCAAAGGUGGAAUUUCACGUUUUGUAAUGAUGAAUAUGAAAAUGCUUGUCAUCUUUAGAUCAUUUAAAGGUUAACUAAAGUGAGGAUUGCAAAACAAAUCCCAAUACACUUUCUGAAAGCAUGUCUGCCCUCUCUCACCUCUCUGUAUUUGUUCUUUGGCAUACUUACCCUUUACCUUAGAGAUACUGUUUUGCUCCCUUGAUCCUUUCACUUGUCCCCCCCCCCCCCCAGAGUAAAUGCUUUGUAUUUCUUUCUUUAAAAAAUUUUUUGAAGAAGCCACUUGAACCUUCAAUAAAGGCUGUUGCCUAAGCAUGGCAUACUUCAUCUGUUCUCAUUUGUGCCAUCUGCUACGGUGUCGUCACUUGUAUGGCGCUAAUUUCCUGCCACUACAGAUCUUUUGAAGAUUGCUUGAAUCCUGGUUUCUGUUAGACUGCUUCAGACUGCAGAUGUAAUUAAAGGCUUUUCUUACUAUGUUUUAACCAAAGAUGUGGAGCAAUCCAAGCCACAUAGCUUCUGCAUUAAAUUUGUCCAUUUUGGUUAUUUCCGUAAUCCGGUAUUACAUUUUGCCUUCCCUGUUCAUACCUCAAAUUGAUUCAUACCUCAGUUUAAUUCAAGGAGGUUGGCUAAGUGAUGGAUCCUGUCGGGUUAAAUUUAGGGGUGUACUCUGGCAGCAAACAGACCGGGGGCACUGUAGGCAGAGGACUUGGAUUGCUUCAGAUGGUUUGCUGUAUCAUUUUUCUUCUUUUUCCUUUUCCAAGGACUUGUUUCUAUUCAAUGAGAGUAAUUAAAAAUAGCUUGUAAAUGAGGGCAUACAAGCAUUUGCAACACGUAUUCCAACAGAGGCUCACAGCGGCAUAAGCUGGACUUUGUCGCCACUAGAUGACAAGAUGUUAUACCUAAGUUAAACCACAUCUGUGUAUCUCAAGGGACUGAAAUUCAGCUGUCUGUAGUGAAUUAAAGUGGGAAAUUUUCAAGUUUCUCCUGCUGGAAAUAAGGUAUCAUUUGUAUUUUGCAGACAAUUCAGUAAAGUUACUGGCUUUCUUAGUGA
Molecule: messenger RNA, 6471 nt
Organism: Onychomys torridus (southern grasshopper mouse)
Lineage: Eukaryota; Metazoa; Chordata; Mammalia; Rodentia; Cricetidae
Gene: Mef2c
Product: myocyte enhancer factor 2C
Exons: 11
Coding region: 622-2043 (473 amino acids)
Biological process (GO): positive regulation of transcription by RNA polymerase II
Molecular function (GO): DNA-binding transcription factor activity, RNA polymerase II-specific; protein dimerization activity; RNA polymerase II cis-regulatory region sequence-specific DNA binding
Source: RefSeq, a predicted model, not a curated record